This is a messenger RNA of Mercurialis annua (annual mercury), 1912 nucleotides long. RefSeq names its product probable pectinesterase/pectinesterase inhibitor 35. The transcript has 2 exons. NCBI's taxonomy places the organism in Eukaryota, Viridiplantae, Streptophyta, Magnoliopsida, Malpighiales, Euphorbiaceae. Gene Ontology annotation, molecular function: pectinesterase activity; pectinesterase inhibitor activity. The record is from RefSeq and is a predicted model, not a curated record. Gene Ontology annotation, biological process: cell wall modification. The coding region runs from base 33 to 1694 and encodes 553 amino acids.
GGACACACCAAUUCCAUUCCAAAUAGAACAAAAUGUGCACAAUGCCAAGAAUUAGCUUCCCCCAUGCAAAGUCUAGCCAUAUCAAAACAGUAUUUUCAUUUUCUCUUCUUUUAUUCUGCUUAGCUUCCAUAGCAGAAUCUUCUAAUUCUCAAUUCUCUAAACUUUCAAGAUCAUCAUCACAAUCUUCUGAUCAACCUUCACCAAAGCAACUCUUUGACCAUUCUGUUCAUCACGCCUUUGAACAAGUUCAUUCGGCUCUUGAGCUUGCUUCUAUUGUUACUGUCUCUCGCCGUACUAAUACGGCCGCCGGAGCCCAUUUGACGGGCGGCCCUGGUGGUGGAAUGGUUGAUUGCGUGGAGUUGCUUGAUGAUAGCCUAGACUUACUGUCUAAUACCAUCAACCGCAAGAAUAACCCUAAAUAUACAAAUAAUGAUGUCCAAACAUGGCUUAGUGCUGCACUUACUGAUCAACAAACAUGCAUCCAAAGCCUUCAAAAUGAUAAAUUAAGGAAUAAGUUGUCUGGUAAUAAAGGCCAAGAAAUGAUUCCGAUAGCCAGAAAUUUAAGCCAACAUAUAAGUAAUUCUUUAGCAUUAUAUAUGUCUCAUCAUUAUAAUAACGAAAAAAGGUCUGACAAUAAAGGUGGUGGCCGGAAAUUAUUGUUGGAGGAGAAAGACAAUAAAUUUCCGGCAUGGGUGUCGGAGGCGGAGAGGAGGCUUCUAGAAACUCCGGCGGAGGAGAUAAAAGCAGAUGCGGUGGUGGCAGUGGACGGGAGUGGAACUCAUACGAGCAUAGGGGAGGCGAUAGCUGAAGUGAUGAGUAAAUACUCUUUGGCAGGAGAGGGUGGUGGGGGCAGAAAUGUCAUUUACGUGAAAGCAGGGACUUAUCAUGAGAAUCUCAAGCUUUCCAAAAAGGAAACGAAUGUUAUGUUAAUGGGUGAUGGUAAGGGCAAAUCGGUCAUUGUUGGAAGUAGAAGUGCUGACGAGGGAUGGUCAACUUUCCAGACUGCCACAGUUUCUGUAAUGGGAGAUGGAUUCAUAGCGAAAGGCAUAACAUUUGUGAACAGCGCAGGUCCGAACAAGCACCAAGCUGUUGCUCUUCGAGUCGCAUCGGACAAAUCCGUAAUCUAUCAAUGCUCACUUCAGGCCAACCAAGACACUCUCUACACUCACUCCAAGCGCCAAUUCUAUCGAGACACCGACAUUUACGGAACAAUAGAUUUCAUAUUCGGUAACUCUGCUGUCGUUUUCCAGAACUGUAACAUCUUCGCGAAAAAACCGUCAGGGAUUGACAGAAACUAUGUGACGGCUCAAGGCAGAACGGACCCCAAUCAGAACACGGGAAUUACGAUACACAACUGUAAGAUAACAUCAGAAUCAGGUGGAAAGGGUACAUAUCUUGGAAGACCGUGGCAGAAAUUUGCCAGGGUCAUUGUAAUGCAAUCUUUCCUCGAUGGAUCUAUUAAUCCUGCAGGUUGGUAUCCUUGGUCCGGAAGUUUCGCCCUCAGUACACUCUUCUACGCGGAAUACAUGAAUUCCGGCCCUGGAUCUUCUGUUUCGGGUAGGGUGAAGUGGCCGGGAUAUAAGGGGAACCUCUCACCGGCGUCCGCUCAGACAUUUACAGUCAGUAAUUUCAUUGAUGGCAAUAUGUGGUUGCCUUCCACUGGGGUAUCUUUUGAUUCAGGACUCAUUGGUUAAAGGCAGUGUGUUAUUGUGUGGAGUGCCCUGAAUUUAGAACAUGAUUGUGUGUAUUAAUUGUUAAUGUUUGGCUGCUGUUUUCCUGCUUUUGAUUUUAAAUGCAUAUGGAACAAACGGAAAUAUGUAAAUAUAUCUCCAUGUGCAUGUCCAAGUGUAAUUGUAAUUUGUUCUGUAAGAUCUCAAUACCAAUUACAUAAGAAGUUUACUGUUCAUUUUCA